CAGAUGAGUAUGCAUACUUAAUGUUUCUGCGUACCACGUAACAUUACAUGAGAUAAGGCGUCUUUAUAAACACCUAAUAUACAAUUCGCAUCAUGGACUUAACUUAAUCACUCAAAGUGUCUAAUCGAGAAUUUUAAGCACAUUGCAAACAUUGAAUGCAUUCUAGCUAAACUAGUCCUACGUAUCCACCAUCUAUGCUACUAAUCAGGAUAGCAAAAGAGCUCAUCCCACAAAAUCAGGCUGUGGAAAUGACGACGACUCUGAUUCAAUUUGUACGUGGAGUACCUGAUGUGCAAUGUGCUGAAACCCUUUUUUUAUCACAAACAUCCUAGGUGCCUCACCUUCACAACAUCAGACACAUACGCAUAGAUCAUCAGUACAUAUCGCAUCAGGUGUGGAAACGAGCAUAGAAAUGGAGGGGACUGAACCUGUUGUAGGAAUGGCAGAGGGAGACAUCGGCGAGGAGCGAUAGAUGGCGCAUCGGCUAUCCAUGGCGAGGUCGACAACUGGUUCACACAUUUUGUCGAACAAGUGGUACACAAACUCAAACCUAGGAAUGAACGCGAGCUAGAGUAGCACAGAGCGCGGCCAAAUAUGACAUCUGCACUGACGUGCUGAGAGGGGGAGGUCGUAAAUGAGUUGAGGCUCGUCCAGGUGAUUAUGGAGCACAGAGGAGACUCGCGACCAGCACGAUGUCCCGAUGGCCUUUUCUGGUGGGGGCGAGACGAGCAAGGCCAUCGGAGGUGCUUGGGAGAGAAACAGGGUCGAGCAGGGAGUAAGACGGAUGCCGCGGCCAGAGGGAGUCAAGGCCGACGGCGUCCAUGGCAGAGGGCAGGGCGAGCGCCAGCAGAGGAGGAGCGCCGCGAGAGCUUUCCGGCGAGGUCGCGGUCAGGUAGGGAGCUCCAUGGCGUGGACUGCUCCGCGGCCGGAUAGCUGCCACGACGCGCACGGCAAGAGGGAGCCGAGGGCGCGACGAUUGGAGCUCCAGGGCGUGCGGCGGCGAGCAGAGAGGAAGCGGCUGCCAGGCACCGUAGGAGAUGGGCGCUGAGCGAGCAGAGGAGACGGGGGGCGCGACGCGGCACUCGGACUGGGCACCGACAGGGGUAGGCCACCACGCAGAGGAAGAAGAUGGCCAGCACAGGAACGAGGUGUGGAGUGGAGAGCGCCGACACAGUGAGAUGGAGGAACGGGUGGGGAAAGGGCUCGGCUGGGAAGAAGCAAGUCUUCGGCGGCGGGAUUUGCUUCCAGGAACUGAGCGGCGGCAGGAAAAAUCAAGGGGAAAGAGAGAUAGCGACGGCCGACGGGAUAAGGAACAAAAGCUCUGGCGUCCACGUACGGUAACCGACUAGAGGAGAUAGAGAGGGCAGUGGAGAGCAGGUGACGUGAUG
Zea mays is the source of this 1388-nucleotide messenger RNA. RefSeq lists its product as uncharacterized. Lineage: Eukaryota; Viridiplantae; Streptophyta; Magnoliopsida; Poales; Poaceae. The record is from RefSeq and is a predicted model, not a curated record. The transcript has a single exon. The coding region runs from base 701 to 1048 and encodes 115 amino acids.